Messenger RNA from Trematosphaeria pertusa, 824 nucleotides. RefSeq lists its product as uncharacterized. Lineage: Eukaryota; Fungi; Ascomycota; Dothideomycetes; Pleosporales; Trematosphaeriaceae. The transcript has 2 exons. The record is from RefSeq and is a predicted model, not a curated record. Bases 118 to 639 code for a protein of 173 amino acids.
AGCAUUUGUGGGAGAUCUUGCGUGUUUACUCCCUCCGGGUUAAGACAUCGCCGGACUGGUGCGUUAUGUGGGCUAUGAGUCAAGGACCUUCUUUGAGCCUGAGGCCGCGAUUCCACGAUGCUUGGCGAAAGUAUGACUCCGUCGGCGUGGCAUUGGCAUUUACUGGAUCCUACCCGCGGCUCGACGUGGCGCACGCGUCGACGCGAAUACAUGCCUAGUGGAACGCAUAGGCUAUCCAGGACUGGAAAAGCAAAAGAGUGUCGCAGCGCAAGCUCAACAGCAUGGCUAAAUCGAAACCAAGGUCCAAGAAACAGGAAGCCGAACCCCUUCAUCUAUUACCCCCAGAGCCCCUAUACAGGAGAUCCAUGCUACGAGAUCGUUGGGGCAAGUAACGCCUAUCAUGACUACUCAUCGCUUUCCGAGUCCGAAGGAAGGAAUAAUUUAGUUCUCUUCCUGGCCAACAUCGCCCUCCGGCUCUGGCUACGGCAGAAGUUGCACUUCCCGGCUUGGUUAUUGUUGUCGAUGGAUUCAUGUUUAGAAGAGUGGUUCCUUGCGUGGAGUCACCGCAGAGCUAUGAUAGCAAAUAUGGAGAGUCACGCAUAUACACGUGCAACCUCUUCUGUACUACAAAGAGUUUGAUGGCAUUCUCGCGGGCUACCACUAAGCUUGCUGCAUCUUCGGCUACCUUUCAUGUAGGCUUUGGCGGUACUUUGAAGCUCUCAGGCUCGAAGUAGUGAUCUCCAAUAUGGGAAGUCGGCAUAUCGUUAACCUGCACGGGGAUCGGGCAACCCCCCUCAAGACUCAUCGCGCAGUGUGUGACUCGG